This is a messenger RNA of Rotaria socialis, 600 nucleotides long. Lineage: Eukaryota; Metazoa; Rotifera; Eurotatoria; Philodinida; Philodinidae. The record is from the annotation of a GenBank genome assembly.
AUGACAGUUGCUGGAGGUAACGGAUCCGGCAAUGCUAUCAAUAAACUCAACGAGCCUUAUGGUCUCUUUGUUGAUGAUAAUCAAACAGUGGUCAUUGCUGACUGUUCGAACCAUCGUAUUAUGCAAUGGAAAAAAGGUGACAUGAAUGGACAAGUCGUUGCUGGUGGCAAUCGCAAAGGUGCUGAACUGAAUUAUUUAAAUGUUCCAACCGAUGUAUUGAUCGACAAAGAGACGGAUAGUCUCGUCAUCUGCGACCGAGGGAAUCGACGAAUUGUACGAUGGUCGCGUCAUAGUGACACAACACAAGGAGAAAUCAUGAUCGACAAAAUCGGAUGUUAUGGAUUAGCCAUGGAUGAUCAUAUAUAUCUAUAUGUCAGCGACCAAGACCAACGUGCAGUAAUGCGAUAUCAAUUGGGAACGACCAAAGGCACUGUUGUAGCUGGUGGUAAUGGCAAAGGUCCUUCUGCCAGACAACUCGACAUACCAACUUAUCUCUUUGUCGAUCGACAACAGAAUGUCUACAUAUCAGACAGCAGCAAUCAUCGUGUAAUGAAAUGGAGCAAAGAUGCAACACAAGGCAUUACUGUCGCUGGAGGUUAA